Messenger RNA from Tuber aestivum (summer truffle), 810 nucleotides. The record is from the annotation of a GenBank genome assembly. Lineage: Eukaryota; Fungi; Ascomycota; Pezizomycetes; Pezizales; Tuberaceae.
AUGAACGAAGCCUGCACUCUAACGAUAACCCACGAAGAAACCACCUGGGAGAAUUGUUGCCCAGACACUGCCCCCGAAACCGUCUCAGAAUCCUGUCCUCCAAUCGUCCGAACCUGGUCCAAAUGUCCAACCCCCUACACCAACUGCGGGGACCCGUCCUCUCACAAAGAAAUGUGCUCGGCAGAGCUAACCGGCUACAGCGAUAGUCGAAGUCUGAACCAGAAGUGCUGUCCCGCGGGAUACGCCUGCGGCAGCACAUACAACGAUCCCUGUGUCAUCCUAGCAGAUAACACUACGCACGGGGGAGAGCUAAGAGUGCGCACGAACCCGCAGUAUAUCUCCGCACCGGCGGUCUUCGCCGGAUGUGACGAUGCAUCGGCCCUCUCACCGGGCGCUGUUGGCGGGAUCGUGGCGGUGGGUGUGAUUUCGUUUUGCUUUCUGUGUGGCGUUCUCCUCUGGUGGAUUCGGAGGAGUUUGUAUCGGGAUCCCACGAGGCAGAGGUAUUGGAGGACGGGAGAGCGGAGUAGGAUUACUGCCGCUGGUUCUGGGGUGCUGGGUGGGGUUUCUGUGUUGGGAAUGGGGGACACGGGGAUUACGAUUACACGGGAGUUCAGGGUUGAGGAGAAGGAUGGGGAUACUGUGGAGGGGGAGGGAGUAGAAGAUGGGAGGAGGAGUGGGGAUAGCACUACUAGGAUUGUGCCCGAGGAUCUGGAUGCCACGGGGGAUAGUGAUGGGAGUGGUGGUAGUAGGGGGCUGCCGCUGGAGGGGACGUUCUGGGCCCCCGGGGAGAGGGGGAGAAGCGAGGUAUAG